Messenger RNA from Bursaphelenchus okinawaensis, 378 nucleotides. Lineage: Eukaryota; Metazoa; Nematoda; Chromadorea; Rhabditida; Aphelenchoididae. The record is from the annotation of a GenBank genome assembly.
AUGAGAUUCUUCAUCAUCCUUCUUUUGGCUCUUUUGGCUGUUACUGCUCUUGGUAAGUUUAUAAAUUUAGGUACUUUGUUAUAUAGGUUACUAAUACCACAUAUAUUGCUAUAGAAAAAGGAAAUACGAAAAUAUUUGUUAAUAGUGUAAAAACGUAGAAUUGUAUAUAAAGUGUACUACAACAUUUCAGGAACCGUUCACCACGGUAAGAAGCCAGGUAACAAGAAGCCAGCCCACCAUCCCCCAGCCCACAAAGCUCCAGCUCACAAAGCCCCAGCCAAAGCCGGUACCAAAGCUCCAGCUGGAAGAGGUGCCACUUCAGCUGCCAAGACUACUGGUGCUGCUGCGGCCGCUGCCACCACCGCCAAGGCUGCUUAA